ACCUUUGCAAAGUGGUUUAUGAUGCUACUUCCUAUGGUAUGUCAUCAAAUGGACAUUAUCAGAACAACGUUGUGAGUAUACUAUGAUGGAAAUAUAAUGCAAAUGCUUUGCAAUUUUGUACAGGACUACAAAAUACUUUGGUAAUCAUGCCAAAUUUGGCAGGAAAUAAAUUUGAAUGGCCGGACGGUCGCACCAUAUGAUAUUUUGACACUUUAAAAAACAGAAACAUUGAAAUAACGAACGUUUAGUGGGAAAUUUAGAGUGUGUACAUAUACUGGAGAGGUACUGCAUAUAUAUGGUAGUUCUUUAUGUAUUUAAACCUUACUUUUAUCAGUAGAAAAUGCAGUCGGACAGAACAUAUAGGCGUCAGGUCAUUGACCCACAUAUAUCAGAUAUGCUGCCAGUCAAUCAAAGUGUAGAGACUGUGUGUGUGUGUUCAUGUGCGUGGUAUAUAUGUGUGUGUGUGUGUGUGUGUGUGUGUGUGUGUGUGUGUGUGUGUGUGUGUGUGUGUGUGUGUGUGUGUCACUAAUGCCUCAGUCACAUACUCACAUCCUGUCAGGACCAGCUGGGGAGCAGUGGAUACAUGUGAAUACUUGUGGUACGGUGGAGGAGAAGCUCUCAGACGUUCCGUGACCGCCUGCCACAUGCUUUUAACGGAAGCUACACGGAUUCUAAUCGUGUUCACUUCAUAGCCAAGGACAAUCCAGCGGUUUUCCUGAUUUCCCAACCCGCCGGUGGAGACUCCGCUCCGGCCUGAAGAGCCGCGCAUCUCACCGCCGCUGUGAACCUGGAGGAGCGACGCCGCCUUGUGUCGAGCAUCCAACAUGACAGGGGUUUGUGGUUGCUGCGGGGCUCUCCGGCCUCGGUACAAGAGACUGGUAGACAACAUCUUCCCAGAAGACCCAGAGGAUGGGCUGGUGAAAGCCAACAUGGAGAAGCUGACAUUUUAUGCCCUGUCAGCUCCAGAGAAGCUCGACCGUAUCGGAGCUUACCUGUCUGAGAGAUUGUCAAGGGAUGUGGCCCGACACAGAUAUGGCUACGUGUGCAUAGCCAUGGAGGCUCUGGACCAGCUGCUGAUGGCCUGCCACUGUCAGAGCAUCAACCUGUUCGUGGAGAGCUUUCUGAAGAUGGUGCGCAAGCUGCUCGAGUCAGAUAAACCCAAUCUACAGAUCCUAGGAACCAACUCGUUUGUGAAGUUUGCCAACAUAGAAGAGGACACGCCGUCGUACCACCGCAGUUACGACUUUUUUGUGUCGCGCUUCAGUGAGAUGUGCCACUCCAGUUACGAGGACCCUGACAUCCGCACCAAGAUCCGUAUGGCAGGUAUCAAGGGUCUUCAGGGUGUGGUGAGGAAGACUGUGAAUGAUGAGCUACAGGCCAACAUCUGGGACCCUCAGCACAUGGACAAGAUCGUCCCCUCUCUGCUUUUCAACCUGCAGAGUGGAGAGCGUACAGAGAGCAGCCGCUCCCCUUCACCGCUGCAGGCGUCCGAGAAGGAGAAGGAGAGCCCGGUGGAGCUGACGGAGCGCUGCUUCAGGGAGCUGCUGGGACGAGCUGCCUAUGGCAACAUCAAGAAUGCCAUCACACCCGUGCUAAUGCACUUAGAUAAUCACUCUCUAUGGGAGGGGAAGACCUUUGCGGUGCGCUGCUUCAAAAUCAUCAUGUACUCCAUCCAGUCUCAGCACUCUCACCUGGUCAUCCAGCAGCUCCUCGGUCACCUGGACGCUAACAGCAAGAACUCAGCCACAGUGCGAGCUGGGAUAGUGGAGGUUUUGCUGGAGGCAGCUGCCAUUGCAGCCAGCGGCUCUGUUGGCCCCACAGUUUUGGAGGUCUUCAACACCCUGCUGCGGCAGCUUCGUCUCAGUGUGGACUACGAGUUGACCGGCUCCUACGACGGUAACAUUGGCACCAAGAUCAUCAAAGCUCACGAGGAGCGGCAGCUACAGGAGGCCGUCAUCAGGACCAUCGGUUCAUUUGCCAACACUCUACCAACAUACCAGAGAUCAGAGGUCAUGCUUUUCAUUAUGGGCAAGAUCCCUGUCCCUGGGGGUCACCUGUCUCUUCUGUCCACAGGCUCCGGGCCUGAGGGCACCAGGAUGAUUCAGAUCAUGUUGCUGAAGUCCUUGGUUCAGGUGACGGCAGGUUUCCAGACCACCAACAUGCUGACUGCGCUGCCGAGCUCCUUCCUGGAGCCGCUGCUGUCCUUCUAUCUUACCGAGGAUCCUGAGAUUCGACUGCUGGUGCUGCAGAUCCUCCUCAGUCUUAUCGACCGGCACGACAACCAGCCCAAGUUUGAAAACAUUAGCAUCAUCUCAGACAUCUCCAUUCUCAAGCUCAAAGUUGACAAGUGCUCCAGACAGGACAACCUAUUCAUGAAGAAGCAUGGCCAGCAGCUGUACCGUCACAUCUAUCUGGGCUGUAAGGAGCAGAGCAGUGGUCGGCAGCACUACGACACCCUUUUCGCUCUGUUGGGCCUUCUCAGCGUGGAGCUGGCCAACGAAGAGGUGGUGGUGGACCUCAUCCGCUUGGCACUUGCAUUGCAGGACCUGGCUCUGUCCACCGAUGAGGCUAUGCCUGUUUACAACCGCUGUGCUGUUCACGCCCUCGCCGCCGCCUACCUCAACCUCAUCUGCCAGCUCACCACCGUCCCAGCCUUCUGCCAGCACAUACACGAGGUAAUUGAGGUCAGACAGAAAGAAAGUCCCCACCUUCUACCUGAGGAUGUUUUCAUUGAUGACCCCAAGCUGCCUUCCUCACUGGAGAAGGCAGAAGGAGAUGUUUUGUUCCUUCAAUCGAAGAUCACCGAGGUUCUCGGAGGCAGUGGUUACAACACAGAGAGACUGGCUACGCCUUAUGUCCCACAGUUUACAGAUGAGGACCGUCUGUCCAAGAGAAAGAGCAUCGGGGAGACUAUCUCUCUCCAGGUGGAGGUGGAGUCCCGAAACAGUCCGGAGAAAGAGGAGAGGACACCAGCAGAGGAGAUCACAUUUGAAACCCUGAAAAAUGCCAUUGUGGACAGUGUUGGUAUGGAGGAGCAGGAGAGGGAGCGCAGGAGACAAGUGGUGGAGAAGUUUCAGAAGGCCCCCUUUGAGGAAAUAGCUGCCCACUGCGGUGCCAGGGCAACUCUACUGCAGAGUAAACUAAAUCAGAUCUUUGACAUGACAAUCAGACCCCCGCCCAGCCCAUCUGGAACCAUCUCGUCAGGUUAUGGCCAAAGUCAGAGUCGAUCUGUGCCCAUCUAUGAGAUGAAGUUCCCUGACCUGUGUGUGUACUAAACCGCACUUUCAACAGCGAUGUACGGAAAAAGAUGCAAACCAAUCCUCACUGUAAAAGCAUCAGAACCAAGGAUGUGAGGAGAACAAGCCAACUCAAGAGCAAGCCACUCUUUGUUUAACUUAGCUUAGAUUAUGUGAGCCUAACAACCUGCUUACGCCAGUAAAUGCAGCUGCCACUCUUUUUUUAUUUAAUUCCUUUCAGAUCUUCCUUAAAUGUAUGUAUAAACUCCACUGGCUGGAUUUUUAAGUUGAGACGUUGCCAAGAACUGUGAGUUAAAGAGGCUGUGACAGACUCAGACUUUAUAUUUUAUUGGCUUUAGAAUGAAUUAAACCAUUGCACGCCCUGGAACUGAAACACUGCUAAUUCUUGAUAUUCUUUCUGUCCCUUACAGGGUGCCAUACUAACCUGAAUAACAAAACGAGAUUGACCAGUCAUGUUUAUUAUCUCAUGAUGUUUUAUAUUGUAAUUGUUUUAUAUUUGUUUUGGCCGGGAAGAGAGUAUAUGAGUUUAAUUUUAAAUUUAAAUAUUGUUCUUUUAAGUUUGAUUGUUGUCUCCCUUGUUCUGCAGCUCGUCUUUAGUCUUUUUUAUCGCUUUUCGUUUUGCCUUUUUAGUGUAAUAGCCAAAAGUGCUUCUUUCUUUAACGACAGGCUUUUUUUAUUUCCUGCAUUUACUAUUAAGUCUAAUUAUAAUUUUUGUUUGUUUUAUCUGUGAUUGAAAUGAAAGAUGACUGUGUGCUAUCCUCCAAAGUGAGUGUGCCUUACGGGUGACUCAAGCUAAGACACAAGAACACACGAGUCGUGACCACACUCGAGUUGCGUUUACCAGAUCAGACACUAGACGAAUAGCUAAGGAUCCUUUAUUUUUUUUUUCAUCCCAUAUAAAUGUGUAUAUACAGAGAAAUAUAUAAAGCUGAUGUACAGAGUAGGGAU
This is a messenger RNA of Platichthys flesus (European flounder), 4205 nucleotides long. Its product is annotated as protein EFR3 homolog B. The coding region runs from base 825 to 3275 and encodes 816 amino acids. The record is from RefSeq and is a predicted model, not a curated record. Gene Ontology annotation, cellular component: plasma membrane. Lineage: Eukaryota; Metazoa; Chordata; Actinopteri; Pleuronectiformes; Pleuronectidae. The transcript has 24 exons. Gene Ontology annotation, biological process: protein localization to plasma membrane.